AAAGGAAACCGGAAGUUGUUUCGUUUGCUCUGUUGACCGCAUUCGAUUUUUCUCCAGCUCUGUCGUUCCUUCUGUGAUCUACCAAAUUUCUUCAUAAAUAACGGAGCAGCGCUCAAUUGAAAUUAACAUGAAAUUUCUAAUUGUAUUGUUGGUUAUUAUGGAUCUAAAUAUGGUGCAAUAUCUUUCACACUAACACAAUUUUUUAAAACACAAGGGUCCAUUUAAUCAUGACACAAAAUCAUGUGCCGGGCAUGGAAGCGUCAGCCGUCUCCGUUCUCAAGAGGGCUGUGGAGUUGGACAAGAGCUCCCGCUUCCAGGAGUCCAUCGUUUGCUACCAAGAAGGAAUCCAGCUACUCAUGGACGUACUGAAAGCUGUCAAGGAUGACUCAAAGAAAACUCACUACAGAGAAAGGAUCAAGGGGUACAUGGAGCGAGCAGAGCAGAUUAAAGUCCAUCUGAAUCGAGAAAAAGAAGAGGGUAAAUAUCACGAACAGAUUAAAAUUCCAGAGAAUGCCACAGGAUACAGCUACGACAAACUCUUCAGACCUUACAUCAGUGACACCCUGACGGAGGUGUGGGUGGAGGAUCCCUAUGUCAGACACAUCCAUCAGCUGUACAACCUCUUGCGUUUCUGUGAAAUGCUGCUGAAGGCCCCGUGCGAAGUCAAAAGGAUUCACCUCCUCACCUCUCAGGAUGAGGGUGAGAGCUCCUCCCAGCAGACCAAUGCUCUGGCUGAAAUUAAGCAGUCUCUGCAGGCCCACAAGGUGACCCUGGAUCUUCAGUACUCCUCCACCAUCCAUGACAGGGAAAUCAGGUUUGACAAUGGCUGGAUAAUCAAAAUUGGAAGAGGACUGGACUACUUUAAGAAGCCACAGGGUCGAUUCUCUAUCGGGUAUUGCGACUAUGACCUGAGGCAGUGCCAAGAGACAACAGUGGAUGUUUUCCACACAAAACACACAAAGACAACUUAACCAUGAAAAUACUGUUUUCAUAAAUCUACUGGAGGACAUUGGGUACAGUACAAAAAUCAAACUGGACUUCUCUCGAGCUUUCGGAACAACAUUCUUUCACUUUAUGUACUUUUGAGUAGGUCAUUUCAUUAGAGUUAAUUACUUUGUACAUUAUAAUAACUGACAAACAUGGAUCAUCCAAUCUCAUCACCUUUCAUGAGUUGGUUCAAAAUAAUCAUUCAAGGUACCUUAAAGUUGGUGAGAUUUGAAGAUCUACUCCCAGUCCUUGUUCUAAACACCUGGUCACAAAAGAUGUUCAAACAUUCUUACUUGAAAUUGUAUGAGGAAAGAUGAAAUACUAAGUGCCUUGGCAAUAUAGGGAUGACUAGGUCUUCCAGAAUUCCAGAGUAUGGUGGAUCACUGUUGCACCAUUUGGGAAACAAAUGGCUCUUUAAAAUCUAAAGGGUCAAUCCCACUGUUUUGGGAGCAAAGUGAAUGCACUUGUGCACAGAACAGGAUCUCAAGCACAAGCUUCCAAGCUCCACUGUAGUGUGCAGAAUCACCAAAAUAUGUUGCGUGCAUUGUUGCCCCAGUGAUCCACCUAGCACUGGAGUCAGCCCUGCCCUGUUUGCACAAUAGGAGAGUAGCCUUUCAGACCUAGGUGUAUAUUUACACAUGUGCAUUUGUUACUUUUUUGUUGGAUACAUAUCAUGGUGGCAGGCACUGUAUGCUUUAUAUAGUGAAUUAAAAUACGAUUUUU
Conger conger (European conger) is the source of this 1710-nucleotide messenger RNA. RefSeq names its product MIT, microtubule interacting and transport, domain containing 1 (gene mitd1). The record is from RefSeq and is a predicted model, not a curated record. NCBI's taxonomy places the organism in Eukaryota, Metazoa, Chordata, Actinopteri, Anguilliformes, Congridae. The transcript is spliced from 8 exons. Gene Ontology annotation, biological process: midbody abscission. The coding region runs from base 228 to 971 and encodes 247 amino acids. Gene Ontology annotation, cellular component: midbody.